GCUUCCUCCCGGCGGGGCGGGGCGGGGCGGGGCGGAGCGCGCUGGAGCCCGCCCGGGAGGUCUGAGCCCUCAGCGCCGAGCCGCGACGAGGAGGAGGAGAUUACUUCUAUCUAUUUAGAAACAAAGAAGGCACUACAAAUCUCUUCCUGACAAUAUUUUGCAAAGUUCUUCAUGUAUUUAACAUGGCAUCAAGACUUGUUCAAAAAAUGGCUUUAAAAGAUGGAAAAGCUCAAUGUAAAAUGAUGCUUGUGGUCCUGGACAGCCCCAUGGGAAGAAUUGAAAUAUCUGGGUGUGAAACAGGUAUACAUGAAUUAAGUCUUCAGAAAGAUGCGGUGCCUCCAAAUGGCACUAAGGAGGCCUCAGUUACUUGUGAGCUAUGUGAAGGCCCAGAGGAAAUGACAGAACCACUGAAACAGUGCACAGCCUGGCUUUCGGCCUACUUCUGUGAGCCCCGGAUAACAGAGAAACUUCCUAUACCUUCCUUUCACCAUCCAGUUUUUGAGCAAGCUUCAUUCACCAGGCAAGUGUUGUGGACCCUGUUGAGAGAUGUGAAAUUCGGAGAGACAGUUUCUUACAAGCAAUUAGCAGACCUGGCAGGCAACAGCAAAGCAGCAAGAGCAGUGGGAGGAGCAAUGAGAAGCAAUCCUGAGCAGACGUGGGGGCGGAGAGCCUCUCAGUGAACAGGGAGAAAGGAAGCAUUUUCUGAAAAGAGGUCGUGAUAUGCUCUCAGCCCAGUCUACUUGACAGAACUACUGUAUAAUAGCAGGGCACUUACCUCAAAUCAUAGGUUGUGAAAACUGACAUAUCCAUUCAAAUUACUCAAAUAGCCAACUGUUCUCUUGUGCAACUUCUUAUGUAAGUGACACAGUGACAGUGAUCCAGAAUCUAACUUGCUGUUGUCUUAUUCCAACUGGAAUUAUGAAAGUUUGUGACAUGUGUUAGGUAUAGCAGGAGAAUGACUGUUGGUUGCAAUGUGUGCUUUGUGUAUGUGCAUGAUUAGUCAAAGUUAAGGUCCGUCUCCCCAAGCCUGGUAUGUUUUGUCAGCUCAGUAUUACUGUGUGGCUAUUAUGAAUCCCGUUCCACCUAUCCUGCUGCUGCUGCUGCUUUUGUGUUAUUUGAAUAAGAAAAUAGUCUUACACCAAAGUGUUCUUGGCUUCUUUAGUUGCAAAGCCACUGAUUUUCCUUCUCAUCUUAACUAUUCUAUUCCGAGCAUUGGAGAGCUGAGUGACUAACAUUUUUCUUGCUUUAAGUACAUAAUUCUACACCCUGGGAUGCCCUGUGUGUGCACCUCUUCCAGAAACAGACUCCUUUGUAUGUUUUUUGAAAGAAAGUAUUUUCAUAUAGAAAUGUAUAAGGAAACUAAUGAGCCUUAUGGUCCAAAACUUUUCGAGUUGUAUGUAAUUUUCAUCCUGCUCUGGCUUCUGAAUUUCAUUGUUCAGUAUUUUAGGUGAGAUUCUAUGCUUCAACCAUUGUUUCAUCUUUCCAGUCUUGGGCUGUCAGGAGCUGAAGGGCGUCUAGCAUAACUUAGGCUGUAUCUCCACCGCAGUAAAAAAUGUGAGUAUAGCAAGUGUAAUGUACCCAAGCUAGCUUUAAUCCAGUUAGUGUAGGCAGCAGUGAUAAUGAAGUUGCAGUAGCACAAGCUUCAUAGCACAUUAGCCACCAGAGUAAGCACUAGGGGACCUGAGCUAAGUUAUACAGAUUCACUGCUAUGGGUACUGUACCUAAUGAAGUUAAGCUUGGCCAGGUAUGGCUACUUGCACCGGAGUCACUCCUCCAGACAUAGCAUUAGCCAUCCCUGGGAGCCAAUCUAAGCUAUAGCAGCCUUACCUAGCCUGGUGGGCUGCAAUGUUGUCCAGAAUCACUUCAGGGCUGCAUAUUUUAUCCCUGUACCCAACCCACCCAUGUAUCAUGAUUUGCAUAUGGGCAGGGAGGAUGCUGGGGAGUUGGCCUUAUAGCUAAUGAUUACCAUGCCUGUGCCAGGGGAUUCUUCCUAUGCCACAGUCAAGGUGUUUAGUAGGGCUUUUUUAUUCUGUUGCUGUUAUCUUCUCCAUGCUGUAAAGAGUCGAUAAGAGAGGAAGUCUCUCAGUCUUUAGAUUUCUAUUCAAAAGGAUAUAGAAUUGAGCACAAAAUUGGGUCUGAACUUCCUUGAGCUUCAAAGAAUUUUCAGUCUGGAUCCAAAUAUUGAAGCUUAGAUCUGUCUCCCUUCAUAACUCUUUUUUAACAAGAUAACCAAAAAAUAAAUCACUGAAUUAUUAAGGAAAACUUAAUAAUUAAGUCAUGUUUAUCUACAUUUCUUCAAGAAAAACUAGGCCAAGGUAUUCUAUCACAGUCAAAAGAAUAAUUAACCUCAAGCAAAUUUAUUACCUCCUUGGACAGUGGUUGUAAUCAUGUUUUGCAGAAAAGCUUUCAUAAGGAGAAAAAUAUUCUUGCUAAAUGUCUGUAGUGAUCUUCAUUGCCUGGACACAGUGGCCAAUAAAAUAAAAUCUAUUGACUGAUGAGUCUGA
Messenger RNA from Alligator mississippiensis (American alligator), 2504 nucleotides. It is a transcript of the gene MGMT, whose product is annotated as O-6-methylguanine-DNA methyltransferase. Lineage: Eukaryota; Metazoa; Chordata; Crocodylia; Alligatoridae. The record is from RefSeq and is a predicted model, not a curated record. Bases 183 to 680 code for a protein of 165 amino acids. The transcript is spliced from 7 exons. Gene Ontology annotation, biological process: DNA repair. Gene Ontology annotation, molecular function: methylated-DNA-[protein]-cysteine S-methyltransferase activity. Gene Ontology annotation, cellular component: nucleus.